GUCUAGUUGAAUAGUAAAAUCUUGGCCAAAGUUGAACUUGUCGCGGCAUGUCGUCGUCGUCAGUGGAUCUCAUAGCGCUCUUGUCUGCGUGUGUCGAUUUGGGGGCGUUUGCUGGCCAAGUUAUUCGAGACGUUGUUGCGUCCGGUGAGUCGCUCCAGACAGUAAACAAGGCUGACGACGGCGCAACUGCCUCGUUCGACCCUCAAACGAUUGCCGACACGCGUGCUCAGCAGCGAAUUGUCGAGUCAUUGCGGCGACACUUUGGCCCCAAGCUCAUAAUCGUGGGCGAAGAAGGCCACCUGGACCCCCCCGCAGGAGAAGACGUGACCACGCCAUGCACAUCACUGCUGGCUGCCACGCAUCCGACAGCGGUUCCCGUCGACCUGGAGGAUCUUGUCGUUUGGAUCGACCCGUUGGACGGGACACGAAAAUUCACCGAAAAAGCGUACGACGACGUGUCGGUGCUUCUCGGACUGUCGUAUCGUGGCCGUCCCAUUGCAGGUAGGCACUGCCCUUCCUUCGCUACAAAUUGCAUGGCGCUCCUGCGCGCAUGUGCAUGCCAUUCGUACUCUGUUCUGAAUCGUCUACCAUCCUCCAAGCAUGAUGACCAUCCACCGAUUUUGACAAGUGUGAUGCACCAGCCGUUUGUUGGCGGCGGUGGCGGCACGACCUAUUACGGCGGCCCUGCGGUGGACGGCAUCUUCAGGUGCCACGUGGUUUCUCCGUAUACAACGCACUUGUUCACCUGGCCCGCAUUUGAACGCGUCCCGACCGGACGUGCCACGCUUUCAACCCGAUCGACCCCGAUCGUGGGCCACUCGGAAUCCCCAUGUGGCCAUGCCAACGCGAUCCUGCCGUUGCUCAACAUGAGCACUAUGGCAAAAGGAUCGACUGGCAUUCUCCUGUUGGACGUAGCGCUCGGCCACAUCGACGUGUACUUUCGGUACGUCCAUCGAACGAAGCGGUGGGACUCGUGCGUCGGCGAAGCGUUUCUGAUCGUACUGGGCGGCGUUUUGACCGACCGGAAUGGCCACCUCUACGACUAUAGUGCGUCCGGCGACCACGAAAACACGGCAGGGAUCGUGGCUUCUUUGGACAAGUCGCUCCACGCCACAGUCGUCGCCCGUGUGGCUACGUACGCUUCGUAGAGAAGGACGACCUGGUUCUGGUAAAACGACACGAAAAAUGGCAAGUUCAUUGUGUCCAUCCUCCAUGGAAUCACCA
This is a messenger RNA of Aphanomyces invadans, 1224 nucleotides long. RefSeq lists its product as hypothetical. Bases 48 to 1148 code for a protein of 366 amino acids. NCBI's taxonomy places the organism in Eukaryota, Oomycota, Saprolegniomycetes, Saprolegniales, Verrucalvaceae. The transcript is spliced from 3 exons. The record is from RefSeq and is a predicted model, not a curated record.